Messenger RNA from Gossypium raimondii (Peruvian cotton), 1073 nucleotides. RefSeq names its product aquaporin PIP2-7. Gene Ontology annotation, molecular function: water channel activity. Gene Ontology annotation, cellular component: plasma membrane. The record is from RefSeq and is a predicted model, not a curated record. Lineage: Eukaryota; Viridiplantae; Streptophyta; Magnoliopsida; Malvales; Malvaceae. Gene Ontology annotation, biological process: transmembrane transport. The transcript is spliced from 4 exons. Bases 112 to 948 code for a protein of 278 amino acids.
AAGGGAGUGAUUUGAAGCUGCAUUUAGUUGCACAAAGAAACAACAUAGAUAUAAUAAGCACCUCCCCAUAAGCAAACCACAAAGGAAAGCUUGGAGAGAGACCCAAAAACAAUGUCUAAGGAAGUGAGUGAAGAAGGACAGGGUCGUAAGGACUAUGUGGACCCUCCACCGGCACCUCUGAUUGACAUGGCUGAACUCAAGUCAUGGUCUUUUUACAGAGCCCUCAUAGCUGAGUUCAUAGCCACUCUCCUCUUCCUCUAUGUCACUGUUGCUACUGUAAUUGGUCACAAGAAACAACAAGAUGCAUGUGAUGGUGUUGGUCUCUUGGGUAUUGCAUGGGCUUUCGGUGGCAUGAUCUUUAUCCUUGUUUACUGCACUGCCGGUAUCUCAGGUGGACACAUUAACCCUGCGGUGACUUUUGGGUUGUUUUUGGCCCGUAAAGUGUCUUUCAUUAGGGCUGUGGCUUACAUGGUGUCACAGUGCUUGGGUGCUAUAUGUGGAGUUGGGUUGGUUAAAGCUUUCAUGAAGCAUCCAUACAACUCCCUUGGUGGUGGUGCAAACACCGUGGCUUCUGGCUACAACAAGGGAACUGCCUUGGGAGCUGAGAUUAUUGGAACUUUCGUACUUGUCUACACUGUUUUCUCAGCCACCGACCCCAAGAGAAGUGCCCGUGACUCCCACGUCCCUGUAUUGGCUCCCCUUCCAAUAGGGUUCGCAGUGUUCAUGGUUCACUUGGCUACCAUCCCCAUCACCGGUACUGGUAUUAACCCUGCAAGGAGUUUCGGUGCUGCUGUAAUCUACAAUAACGACAAAGCCUGGGAUGAACACUGGAUUUUCUGGGUUGGUCCAUUUGUUGGAGCACUUGCAGCAGCUAUAUAUCAUCAGUACAUCCUUAGAGCAGCAGCUAUCAAAGCUUUGGGAUCCUUCCGCAGCAACCCCACCAACUAAAAAAAAAUCAACCCAAAUAGCUUUGUCUCCACUUCACUCUUUUUCUAUUUUCUCCAUUUGUUCGUUUGUGUGUAUGAGAAGAUUAUUAUGAAUGAUGAAUGAUGAUGAUGACCCUUUCCUUUUUA